Salvelinus fontinalis (brook trout) is the source of this 5814-nucleotide messenger RNA. It is a transcript of the gene fgf7, whose product is annotated as fibroblast growth factor 7. The record is from RefSeq and is a predicted model, not a curated record. The transcript has 4 exons. NCBI's taxonomy places the organism in Eukaryota, Metazoa, Chordata, Actinopteri, Salmoniformes, Salmonidae. Gene Ontology annotation, cellular component: cytoplasm. The coding region runs from base 1208 to 1822 and encodes 204 amino acids. Gene Ontology annotation, biological process: animal organ morphogenesis; regulation of cell migration; positive regulation of epithelial cell proliferation. Gene Ontology annotation, molecular function: type 2 fibroblast growth factor receptor binding; growth factor activity.
UUGGGGCGAGGGUUGGUGAUGAACGGGGGUACUCUCGCUCUCUCCCUCUCUGUCUCCCUCUCGCUCCACCAGUGACAGCUGAGUGGCUGGGAGCUAAUUGCUGUUGCGUGAGGUCAGAGAGACAUUUAUCUGACUGAGCUAGCCUUCCCUGCUAGCCCACAACAGACAGACAGACGGACAGGGAGGACAGCUCACACUACAGAGAGGAGAGCCUGGCUGCUAAAGCACUGUCUAACUGAGAAGUCCCAGGGACAUGCACACACAUACAUACAGUCUUUCUCUCUCUCUCUCACACACACACACCUACACACACACAGGUUGUCAGUGAUCAGGAGCAGUGGGAUCACAGGAAUUCUAAAGCUUCUAAGGAAGAGGAAUACCACUAACUGUUUCAUCUCUGAACGCUCCAUACUAAUCUCUGGCCUCCACAGAACCCCUGAAACAUCUGGAAACAUCCGGAAACAGACAAGACAAUGUCUGCUGUUGGACGACGGUCUCCUCUGCCGGGAUCACACAGCCGACACACACAGUGAGGAUUACACUGAGACAGACAGACGGACAUCAACAUAAAGACUGGCCUCAUUCAUACAGAGAGACACUGAGACAGACAGACGGACAUCAACAUAAAGACUGGCCUCAUUCAUACAGAGAGACACUGAGACAGACUGACGGACAUCAACAUAAAGACUGGCCUCAUUCAUACAGAGAGACACUGAGACAGACAGACGGACAUCAACAUAAAGACUGGCCUCAUUCAUACAGAGAGACAGUGAGACAGACUGACGGACAUCAACAUAAAGACUGGCCUCAUUCAUACAGAGAGACACUGAGACAGACAGACGGACAUCAACAUAAAGACUGGCCUCAUUCAUACAGAGAGACAGUGAGACAGACUGACGGACAUCAACCUACAGCCUUGUGUCCUUACAACAGAGAGACAGACAACAGCUCCAAACAGAGAGAGACAUCACACUAGUGCCUGGUCACUCUGCAACCCUCCUACCCUCCACCCAAUCCACCUCCCACCAGCUGGCCUCAGCGCCCCAGCCAGGGGUUACAGGUCACAGGUUAGGGGGACCAGCCCGUCCAGGCUCCUAGUGAACAGCGCUAGGAGGGCUCCGUCUGGCACUCUGUUCUGUUCUGUCUGCCGGAGCAGACAGCAGUAUUUCAGCAUGUUGUCCGUGGCGCCCCACAGCAGUGCAUUAUAAUGCCCAGAUGGAUGCCACUGCCAUGCAACCUGCCUAACUUGCUGUCGGGACUGUACCUUCACCUCAUCUUCCUGCUGGGCAGCGUGUGUGUGGCCUGCAGCAACUGCACACCCGAGCAGCUGGCCGCCAUCAUGAACUGCACGAGCAAGCACGAGCACCACGCACGGAACUACGACUACAUGGAAGGGGGAGAUGUACGCAUACGACAGCUGUUCAGCCGGACGCAGUGGUUCCUUACCGUCGACGACUACGGCAACAUCAACGGGACACAAGACCCCACCAACUGUUACAGUAUCCUGGAGGUCCGUACGGUGUCCGAGGGAGGAGUGUUAGCUAUCAAAGGAGUGAAGAGUCAGUACUAUAUCUCCAUGAACAGGACUGGCCUGCUGCAAGGCAAGAAAAUCUACAAUGAGAACUGCAACUUCAAGGAGAUUUUCCUAGAAAACUACUUCAACGCUUACUCGUCUGUUAAGUCGAGCAGAGACGGCAAGGAGAUGUUCAUUGCUCUGUCUCAAAAGGGCAGACCACUGAGAGGGAAGAAGACCAGGAGGGAACACAUCACCUCCCACUUCAUUCCCAUGAAAUGCAGAGAGGAGGAGAGGACUGGCGUCUGAGAGAAGGAGACUGAAAAAGGAAGAGGUGACUGGAGCCUGAGAGGAAGACAGGACUGAAAGAGGAGAGGAGGAGAGGACUGAAGGAGGAAAGGACUGAAAGAGGAGAGGAGAGGACUGAAAAAGGAGAGGACUGAAAGAGGAGAGGAGGAGAGGACUGAAAGAGGAGGAGAAGACUGAAAGAGGAGGAGAGGAGAAUAUGACUGAAAGAGGAGGAGAGGACUGAAAGAGGAGAGGAAAGAAAUGGGGCUUUAAAGGAGGAGAGGAGAGGAUGGGCCUGAGAGUUGAGAGGACUGAGAGAGCAGAGAGGACAGAAAGAGGAGUAAAGAAGGAUAGGAGAGAGGACUGAGAGAGCAGAGAGGACAGAAAGAGGAGGAAAGAAGGAUGGGAGAGAGGACAGAGAGAGGAGGAAAGAAGGAUGGGAGAGAGGACUGAGAGCAGAGAGGACAGAAAGAGGAGGAAAGAAGGAUAGGAGAGAGGACAGAGCGCAGAGAGGACAGAAAGAGGAGGAAAGCAGGAUAGGAGAGAGGACUGAGAGAGCAGAGAGGACAGAAAGAGGAGGAAAGAAGGAUGGGAGAGAGGACAGAGAGCAGAGAGGACAGAAAGAGGAGGAAAGAAGGAUAGGAGAGAGGACAGAGAGGACAGAAAGAGGAGGAAAGAAGGAUGGGAGAGAGGACAGAGAGCAGAGAGGACAGAACAGAAAGGACUGAAGCUGUGACGUCUGGAUGAAGAGACCCAUGUUGGGAUUCUUGGACGUUGUGACGGCUGAGCUGCAGAUCUUUGUUGUAUAAUUGAAUAUAAUCUAACUCCAGUCGGUACAGUAUACCACUUCAGUCACGUCAUAUUAGCUGUGAAACACUGAGAAAAUACAACUACUCAUCAUUAUCAACAACUCCACUCUCCUGGCUGGUACAAUGUAAAUAAGUUCUGUAGUUACUUAUCCUUUCAUGUGCCAAGGUUUUUAGUGUAAAACUGAUGCACGGUCCUCCUCAGGAGUGCGAAUGUUAAAGGUCCAAUGCAGCUGUUCUGAGUAACAAUUAAGUACCUUACUGUGAUUGAUUUCAAUAAAAAUUGUGAAAAAGAAACAACAUUUGCUUCUUAGCAAAGAGCAAGUUUCUCAAGCAAGAAUUUAGCUGGAACAGUAUGUGAUUGGUCUGAGUGGGGAGGGGAAAACUGAAAACUAGCUGUUAUUGGCAGAGAGAUGUGAAACUCUCUUUCUUAUUGGUGAUGUCAACAGGCAGGCUAAAACUCCACCCACCAAAACAGGCUGAAAUGUCAUGCAGUUAUCUCAAACAGCUCCUACACUAAAAGGGAAUUAUCAUGAUUUUCAACAUUUCACAGUAUUAUUCCAACCUCACUGUGUGGAAAUAUAUCUAAAACAACAGGUAGUGGUCAAUAAUACUAACAAUAUCCUUGAUAUGGAUGAAGUCAAGCACUCUGUUUCAGCAUAACGGUUGUUUUGGGAUAAACGCAAUACAGGGAAAGUCAUUAGAAAAGGGAUGUUUGAGAACAUUUAUAAUAAAACUGUUCCUACUGACUGAAUUCUCCAGGUAAUGUCAAAAUGUAAUGUCAAAAUGUAAUGUCAAAGUAAGCUGAUCAGUCACUUACUUUACUCAAGAAAAAUAUUAUUAUUGAUAAUAGUUGUACUAUUAUACUAGUCGUACUUCCCUUAUUAUAAUGGGUAAUAGUGUAAUGAAUAUAGGAGAACUAAUAAAAUACAGUUGGUAUUUACCUGGAAUUUGCAAAAACAAACAGCUGGUUAUAAUUUGUAUUAUUAUGGGUGGUUCGAGCCCUGGAUGCUGAUUGUCUGAGAAACGUGGUAUAUCACCGGUAUGACAAAACAUGUACUUUUACUGCUCUAAUUCCAUUGGUAACCAGUUUAUAAUAGCAAUAAGGCACCUCGGGCGUUUGUGGUAUAUGGCCAAUAGUUGCUUCAUGCAUAACAGCCCUUAGCCGUGGUCAUAUACCACACCCCCUCGGGCCUCAUUGCUUCAUUAUAGACUACUUAAUCAAUCAAGAAAAUUUUAAACAAUGUGAUAUCAAAUGGCACCUAUUGCAGUGCUCCAUGUUUCAUUUCAUCCCAAACAUUCUAAGAGCUCGUUACUGAGUAAUAAUUAUUUGUUUCAAUGUUAUGUCUAAGAGCUAGUAACUGAGUAAUAAUGAUUUGUUUCCAUGUAAGUAAAUUGCAGGUAGAAAGCAGACUGUAAAAUAAAGUGUAACUAAACAGAGUAUAAUAAGCAAACAGUACCAUAUACAUAUUAACAGGUAUGAACUGUCAGCAGAGAACUACCAAAGCAAAAACUCAGUUGGCUUGAUGUUGGAUCAAUGUAAAGACAGACAGCAAGCUGGACUUGUCUUUUCACUGUACAAGUGUUCAAAGCAUACCAUAUACAUACAUACAUACAUACAUACACACACAAUAUAUACAGUAUAUUGAUAAAUAUAUAUGUACGAACUAAAAUACAUAUGUAAUUACAUGUGACAGCUACUCAUUGACUCCCAAUGAAUUUACUAAGGUUUCAUAAUGACUGUGUACCAAAUGGCACUGUAUUUCCUACAUAUAUAAAAUAAUGUACUUUGUGGGAUAAAUAAAGUAUUUUUAAUGUAAUUAAAAGUAGUGCACUAUGUAGGGAAUAGGGUGCAGGGAAUGUGGGGAAUGUGGGACGCAGGUUUAACAAUGCAAGAGUGUAACGCUGAUGAUGCUGAUGAAGUUAGGAAUGAUAUCUGGAUUAAAGUACAGAGACACCAGAACACACAGCGUGUUAAAUGUGUAUGUUAUACUGUAUGCCUUGAUCUUCCUCCACUAUAAUUAAUGAUUAUAUCAAUUGUUAGCGUUGUUCUCUGUUAUGCACCUGACGUGUUAAAUGGUAUUUCUUUAAACUAGCACCCUAUUCUAUAUAUAGUGCACUACUUUUGACUGGAGCCCUAUGGGCCCUGGUUAAAAGUAGUGCACUACUCAGACAAUAGGGUGCCAUUUGGGAUGUAUACAGGCUUUUUUUCUGUUGAGACAUUCCAUGUUCUGCCAGAUACCAUAAUGCUUUACUAAGGUAUUGUUGGUCUCACUAAGGAAUUGAAGUUAACUGCAGCAACAUACCAGAGGCUUCAUUUAACCACUUCAUUCCUUUAAUCUCUUCUGUUUUGGGAUGUUCCUGAAGCACAUCACAUAUACCGUACUCGUCAUCUCACUACCUACAGAAAGACCUUUUAAAUAACGUUUUAACAACCUUUUAAAGACAUUCACUCUGUCUGCACAGUUACAACUAAACUGCAAAAUGUCCAUACUGGCCUAUAACGUUUGUGUUAUUAUCCAUUGUUUUAACUUAUUAUUUGUGUUAUUUAUAUAAAAAACAAAGAGGAGUUAUUAUGGGGUGUUUGGAGUGUAAAUUAUUUAUUUUUUAAGAUGUGUUUUGCUGCGGCAUCUUUGGGGACAUAAACCAUGCCCUCAUUCUGCCACUACCCAUAAUCCUCGCUGGCCAGGAGUGUGAGCAGAGGGUUCGGUUUGAACCAGAGAAACAACAACAUAUCACCUGCCAACAACACAUUCGAGGAACAGCAAAAUACAAGACAUUCAGAGAAUAACUGAAUGGCAAAAUACAAGACAUUCAGAGAAUAACUGAACAGCAAAAUACAAGACAUUCAGAGAAUAACUGAUCGGCAAAAUACAAGACAUUCAGAGAAUAACUGAACGGCAAAAUACAAGACAUUCAGAGAAUAACUGAACGGCAAAAUACAAGACAUUCAGAGAAUAACUGAACGGCAAAAUACAAGCCAUUCAGAGAAUAACUGAACGGCAAAAUACAAGCCAUUCAGAGAAUAACUGAACGGCAAAAUACAAGACAAUCAGAGAAUAACUGAACGGCAAAAUACAAGACAUUCAGAGAAUAACUGAACGGCAAAAUACAAGACAUUCAGAGAAUAACUCGUCAGGAAUAUAAAAAGGAUCCUCUGUGCUGAUGUCAUAUGGAUAAUAAACCAGCAUAUAUCUGACAACUUAA